AUGUAUAUAAAGAUGGCCACGUUAGCAAACGGACAGGCUGACAACGCGAGCCUCAGUACCAACGGGCUCGGCGGCAGCCCGGGCAGCGCCGGGCACAUGAACGGAUUAAGCCACAGCCCGGGGAACCCGUCGACCAUUCCCAUGAAGGACCACGAUGCCAUCAAGCUGUUCAUUGGGCAGAUUCCCCGAAACCUGGAUGAGAAGGACCUCAAGCCCCUCUUCGAGGAGUUCGGCAAAAUCUACGAGCUCACGGUUCUGAAGGACAGGUUCACAGGCAUGCACAAAGGCUGCGCUUUCCUCACCUACUGCGAGCGUGAGUCGGCACUGAAGGCCCAGAGCGCGCUGCACGAGCAGAAGACCCUGCCCGGGAUGAACCGGCCGAUCCAGGUGAAGCCGGCGGACAGCGAGAGCCGAGGAGGUAGUAGCUGCCCGCGCCAGCCCCCUUCACAAGAUAGAAAACUCUUCGUGGGCAUGCUCAACAAGCAGCAGUCCGAGGACGACGUGCGCCGCCUCUUCGAGGCCUUCGGGAACAUCGAGGAGUGCACGAUCCUGCGCGGACCCGACGGCAACAGCAAGGGGUGCGCCUUUGUGAAGUACUCGUCCCACGCCGAGGCGCAGGCCGCCAUCAACGCGCUCCACGGCAGCCAGACCAUGCCGGGAGCCUCGUCCAGCCUGGUGGUCAAGUUCGCCGACACCGACAAGGAGCGCACGAUGCGGCGGAUGCAGCAGAUGGCUGGCCAGAUGGGCAUGUUCAACCCCAUGGCGAUUCCGUUCGGGGCCUACGGCGCCUAUGCCCAGGCACUGAUGCAGCAGCAAGCGGCCCUCAUGGCAUCAGUCGCUCAGGGGGGCUACCUGAACCCCAUGGCUGCCUUCGCUGCCGCCCAGAUGCAGCAGAUGGCGGCCCUCAACAUGAACGGCCUGGCGGCCGCACCUAUGACCCCAACCUCAGGUGGCAGCACCCCUCCGGGCAUCACUGCACCAGCCGUGCCUAGCAUCCCGUCCCCCAUUGGGGUGAACGGCUUCACCGGCCUCCCCCCGCAGGCAAAUGGGCAACCUGCUGCGGAAGCUGUGUUUGCCAAUGGUAUCCACCCCUACCCAGCACAGAGCCCCACCGCCGCGGACCCCCUGCAGCAGGCCUACGCCGGAGUGCAGCAGUAUGCAGGUCCAGCCGCCUACCCUGCUGCCUAUGGUCAGAUAAGCCAGGCUUUUCCUCAGCCACCUCCGAUGAUUCCCCAGCAGCAGAGAGAAGGGCCCGAGGGCUGUAACCUGUUCAUCUACCAUCUGCCCCAGGAGUUUGGGGACGCUGAGCUGAUGCAGAUGUUCCUCCCUUUCGGCCGGCACCCAGUGCCCUCCCGCUGCCAGGCCCCCUCCUGUCAGGGAGGACAGUGUCCAAUAAACUCCACCCGCAGGCUUCGUGAGCUUCGACAACCCGGCCAGCGCGCAGACCGCCAUCCAGGCCAUGAACGGCUUUCAGAUCGGCAUGAAGAGGCUCAAGGUGCAGCUGAAGCGGCCCAAAGACACCAAUCGCCCGUACUGAGCGCCGGCGGGAGCGUCCCCCGGGGGAGACCAGGACUCGCACAGGGCAGGAUGCUGAACGGGCUACACUAAAAAACAAACCUCUCUCUCUCUCUAUUUAUAAACGAGAACUGUUGGAUGACACCUUUGACAUAUCAGCUAAUGUCAGUCAAGCUGAAGACCCCAGACACUCUGUGCGACUGUAACAUUUCUUCAAGGAAAGGAUGGCGUCUGUGGAGUUCAGAGGGCACGUGUUUGGGGGAACAAUACCUAUGCCACAAAGAAGAAGAUGACGAAGAACAAGGAGAAAAACGGAACACACACAACAAGGCAACUUUCAAACAAAACCACACGCACGGGGAGGCAGAAGGGCUGGGAACUGGGAGGAGUUGCUGCUGCUUCCCGAUGCGGGCAGCCCUGGGCGCCGCCGUGGCAGGCUGGGCAGGCGGGGCGGCGGGGCCCGGUCCCCAGGGGACUGAGCAGCUCUCGCUCUCGCUCUCUCUCUCUCUCUCUUUCUGUCAUUCCUUUAGCUAUUUAGGGACCAAAGGACCAAACUUUUUAUCGCAGAUGUGUAGCUCUAUGUCAAAUAGAGGGGGAGGGGCAGCCUCCUUCCUGCCUCGCCGCUGUUCCUGAAACAGCUUAGAGCGAAUUCUAUGAAAAAUGUCAUAAAAAAAUUAAAAAAAAAAAAACUUUGAGAAAAAAAAAUUAAAAAA
Molecule: messenger RNA, 2228 nt
Organism: Lepus europaeus (European hare)
Lineage: Eukaryota; Metazoa; Chordata; Mammalia; Lagomorpha; Leporidae
Gene: CELF4
Product: CUGBP Elav-like family member 4
Exons: 14
Coding region: 1-1608 (535 amino acids)
Biological process (GO): regulation of alternative mRNA splicing, via spliceosome; mRNA splice site recognition
Cellular component (GO): ribonucleoprotein complex; cytoplasm; nucleus
Molecular function (GO): mRNA binding
Source: RefSeq, a predicted model, not a curated record